Musa acuminata subsp. malaccensis (wild Malaysian banana) is the source of this 1698-nucleotide messenger RNA. The record is from RefSeq and is a predicted model, not a curated record. Lineage: Eukaryota; Viridiplantae; Streptophyta; Magnoliopsida; Zingiberales; Musaceae.
CUCCCUCUCGUUGCACUUCGUUCUUGCAGCGGAUGGCGGUGCCGCGUCUUCUUCUCCACCUCGUCUACCCGACCUCGUCGUCCCUCCUCCUCGCCAACUGCAAGCCGUCGCCCCUACCUGUCCUCAACAUCGGCUGUAGCAGCAGAAGGAUCAGCACCGCCGCUGCGCAGCGCGACCCCCCGUCGGAGGCCGCCGUCGAUGACUUCUGGCGGUGGCUUUGUGAGCGGGGAGCGGUCGCCGCCUCUUCCGCCGCGACCGUUAAGCCUGGUUUCGUGCCGGAGGGCCUGGGCCUCGUGGCCCAGAGGGACCUCACCCGCAACGAGGUGGUGGUGGAGGUCCCCAAGAGGCUCUGGAUCGACUCCGACACGGUGGUCGCCUCCGAGAUCGGGAGGCUGUGCACCGGCCUCAAGCCCUGGGUCUCCAUCGCCCUCUUCCUCCUGCGGGAGAGGGCCCUGGGCACGGCCUCUCCCUGGCACCCCUAUCUCGACAUUCUUCCGCCCACUACCAAUUCCACUAUCUUCUGGUCAGAAGAGGAGCUUUCUGAAAUAGAAGGAACUCAGUUAUUGAGCACGACGAUGGGUGCUAAAGAGUAUGUGGAAAGUGAAUUUGUCAAAGCAGAAGCAGAAGUGAUACUUCCAAACAAACAUCUCUUUCCUUCAGCUAUAACAUCACUUGAUUUUCUGUGGGCUUUCGGAAUGCUCAGAUCAAGGGCCUUUUCACAUGGUCGUGGUGAAAACCUUGCUCUUGUUCCAUUGGCUGAUCUUAUUAACCACAGUUCCAGUAUCACUCAAGAGGAUUCUUCUUGGGAAAUUAAAGGAAAGGGCAUCUUUUCUAGGGAACUGAUGUUCUCUUUACGAACACCAGUCCAUGUGAAAUCUGGUGAGCAGGUGUAUAUCCAGUAUGACAUCGCGAAGAGUAAUGCCGACUUGGCGUUUGAUUAUGGCUUUGUUGAACAGAGGCCAGAUUGGGAUGCAUAUACUUUUACACUAGAGAUUGGUGAAUCUGAUCCAUUUUAUGGAGACAAACUAGACAUUGCAGAGUCAAAUGGUUUAGAUGAAACUGCAUACUUUGAUAUAGCUCUAGGGUGCCCUCUACCCCCAUUGAUGCUUCCAUAUUUGCGGUUGGUAGCUCUUGGAGGAGCAGAUACUUUUCUCUUAGAAUCGGUUUUCAGAAACACAAUUUGGGGUCAUCUGGAAUUGCCGGUGAGUCGUGCCAAUGAGGAAGCCAUUUGCCAUGUUGUCAGACAGGCCUGCAAAUCUGCUUUCUCUGUCUACCACACUACCGUAGAGGAGGAUGAAAAACUUAUGGAAGGGGAUAAUUUGGAUGAAAGACUUCGAAUCGCAGUUUGUGUAAGAGCUGGCGAGAAGAAAGUUCUCCAGCAGAUCGAUGGUGCUUUCCGAGAGAGAGAGUCCGAGUUGGAUAUUUUGGAGUAUUAUCACGAGAGGAGGCUCAAGGAUCUGGGACUGGUUGGGCAGCAAGGUGAAAUCAUCUUCUGGGAAUCUAAAUAGAACACCUGCACGCACCUUCUCUCCCAAUAUCUGAUUUCACAUGUUGUACAUGGAGACCACAGUGAACAGUUGCACGCAGGUAAUUGAGAUAAUAAUGCAUUUGACACCAGAAUGCAGUUUAUCAUCCACAAUUGCAGUCCUGUAAGCAUCGGAUACUCUGUGAUGAUUUGAUUAAUUUCAUGUGUUCUAA